AUGGCCACGCUCAAUGGCGCGCCCGCCGACACCGUCGCCCCUGGCCUCGCCGACACGUCCAUGACCACGCACGGCUUCACCAUCACCACGCGCAAGCUGCCCAUCCUCAAGGCGGGCCCCAUCGACGCAAUGACAAAGGCGCUGGGCAUCACCCCGCCCGAGAUGAUCUUCGGCGACAACCUCGCCCGGAUCGAGCACCCGGCCUCGGGCUGGUUCAUCGAGUUCAACGCCUUCGACGCCCUCGACCGCGUCGACAAGACGGGCGAGCACAUGUUCCAGGUCGCCUACUCCACCGAGUGGCAGCAGAACCGCCAGAAGCAGUUCGAGGACAUCAAGGAGGUCGUCAAGCCCUUCGACUGGUCCUACAGCACAGACUACAAGGGCACCACCCCGGCCACCCCCGCCCUGGCCCCCACCCAGACGCCCAUCCCCCUCGCCCUCCUGCGCCGCCCAGACCCCAUCCUCUUCUUCGACGACGUCGUGCUGUACGAGGACGAGCUGGCCGACAACGGCAUCGCCAUGCUGUCCUGCAAGAUCCGCGUCAUGCCCGCCCGCCUGCUGCUGCUCGUGCGCUUCUUCAUGCGCCUCGACGGCGUCGUCUUCCGCAUACGCGACACCCGCGUCUUCGUCGAGUUCGCUACCCGCGAGGUCAUCCGCGAGUACACAGCCCGGGAGGACAAGUACGAGGAGGUCCGCCGGAAGCUGGCAGGCCGCAAGGAGGACGUCCUCGCCAUCAUGCGCGACCCAAACCGCCUGGCCGAGCACAUACCCAUUGUCGAGCAGACGCUAGACGGCGUCACGCUGCGGUGA
Messenger RNA from Ascochyta rabiei, 810 nucleotides. Its product is annotated as Tap42 interacting protein. Bases 1 to 810 code for a protein of 269 amino acids. The transcript has a single exon. Lineage: Eukaryota; Fungi; Ascomycota; Dothideomycetes; Pleosporales; Didymellaceae. Gene Ontology annotation, cellular component: cytosol. Gene Ontology annotation, biological process: TOR signaling. The record is from RefSeq and is a predicted model, not a curated record.